AUGCUGGAGCCUCAGGCGGGUCUGACUGUGGAGAAGGCGAGUGAAAUUCGCACCGCCGUCACUCUCGCCGCCGAACGUCAAGACUAUUUGGACCGCAAGCUGGCCGUUAUGGAACCUGCCCACCGUGUCUGCGCGGAAACUUUUCGCAAAGACGGUCUUCUGCUACCAUUGGGUUACUCGCGAAAGGACUUCGCGGUACCGAAUCCAACCUUCUUCCGCGACUUGGAGGCGUGGCCACUCAAAGAUUCUGCCGAUCCACUAGACGGGUGGGACAUUAGCCAUGUGCUCGCAACUUCUUCAGGACCCGCCACGUCUGACCUUUAUGGAAAGCUCUACUACUUCAUUCAGCACAAGUUGAAAGUCUUCGUGGAGCGUUUCAUGGGCCUUAGCUGUUCAUUAACGUUGUAUAACGUCGAUGCUACGGAUCUCCUGGACCAUCUCCAGGUAGGAACACUGGAUAGAGUCGAGGUCUCUAAUAUAUGUGACGAUGCAUAUCUGGGCGUUGCGAAAACUUUGGGGUAUUUAAGCCCACUCCUGCGCGAAUCUGCCGCGAAUCCGCACGCGACAAUGAUCAUGCUGUUCAUGAAUGCCGUGGACGAGGGACUCACUGAGGCUGAAGGAGCUGAGGAUUUGGUUGCCUCGGCGAAGGUGCUCAGGAACUUCCUACCGCCACUGUGCAACCCGCAGUCUCGAUAUGAUCCCGCCGUAAUGAGAAUUCACAUGGCUCAGUCACUUGUCCGGCGCAGCGACAAAUACUUCAAAAGGUUAGAAACCUUCCUGAGAGAGUAA
Messenger RNA from Purpureocillium takamizusanense, 789 nucleotides. RefSeq lists its product as uncharacterized. Lineage: Eukaryota; Fungi; Ascomycota; Sordariomycetes; Hypocreales; Ophiocordycipitaceae. The record is from RefSeq and is a predicted model, not a curated record. The coding region runs from base 1 to 789 and encodes 262 amino acids. The transcript is spliced from 3 exons.